This is a messenger RNA of Eruca vesicaria subsp. sativa (arugula), 1751 nucleotides long. Lineage: Eukaryota; Viridiplantae; Streptophyta; Magnoliopsida; Brassicales; Brassicaceae. The record is from the annotation of a GenBank genome assembly.
CUAGAUGUGAAAUUGGUGAGAGAAGCCCGCGGCUUGGUCUUCCAAAUUUUUCGAAAUCCACAAUUAGGGUUUCCUCGAACUUCUCCCUCUGGAAAAAUUUAGGGUUUCUUUUUGAGUCCCACAUUAAUUCGAUUUCAAGUGUGGAGCAGAGUCUCACAUGGCGACCGAAACCAUAGAGGAGAAGAUACCAGAAGCGGUGGAAUCUCCUCCGCUGAAGGAAGAAGAUGGUGUUGUUGCUAGUUCCGUCAAGGAGACGGAGAAAGGGGAAGAGGAGGAGAAGGUGCCUCCUGUGACUCCGAGGACUAAGAGGAUAAUAAAGAAAGUAGAGCGUCACAUUUUGUAUACUCCCUCUCGGUCUUCUGGGAGCAAGCCCGUGUCAAUUCAGCUGGGUCGUGGAACACGGCUUAAGGAGAUUCCAAAUGUGGCUUAUAAACUAUCCAAGAGGAAACCCGAUGAUAACCUCUACUUACUUCACACCAUUCUUUACGCCAAGAAAGGAAAGGCGCAGACGCUGAAAAGAAACAUCGGUCAAUUUUCGGGGUUUGUCUGGUCGGAGCAAGAGGAGGAGAAGCAAAGAGCAAGAACAAAGGAGAAGAUUGAGAAAUGUAUCAAAGAAAAGUUAAUUGAUUUCUGUGAUGUGCUUGACAUACCAAUAAACAAAAGUAAUGUGAAAAAGGAAGAACUAGCCGUAAGAGUGCUUGAAUUUUUGGAAUGUCCCAAGGCAACAAGGGAUAUAGUACUUACUGAUCCUGAUAAGGAAACUAGAAAACGGAAGAAGAGCACACCCAAAAGCGUGACUUCUGGAGAAUCAUCAGAUGUCCCUGCCAAGAGAAGAAGGCAGACAAAGGAAUCUGGCAAAAAGCAAGAUCAGCCAUCUAAUGACUCUCAUGGAGAAGAUAAUGCAGUUCCAGAGAAAGCAAACGACAAAAGCGAAGAUACUGAAACUGAAGAUGAGAAAGAUAAAGCUGAGGAGAAAAAGUCAACCAAUAAGAAAAGAUCGUCAAAAAGAACUAAGAAGUCGAAACCAGCACCUGAAGAGGAGAAAUCUCUUAAAGGGUCUGCAAAAUCUGGUCGAAAGUCCUCUAAACAAGUUGGUAAAUUAACUUCAUCAUCAAGCAAGAAACAAAAAGUCGAUGAAGACGAUUCCUCUAAAGAGAAAGGCAAGAAACAGACAAGUAAACCACAGGCAAAAGGAUCCAAAGAUCAAGGAAAAGCCAAUAAGAAAGGUAAUAAAAGAGAACCCACCAGAAAAGAAAUGCAUGUAGUGGUUGCCAAAAUUCUGAAGGAAGUAGAUUUCAAUACGGCGACGUUAUCUGAUAUUCUGCGGAAGCUUGGGAGCCACUUCGGAGUUGAUCUUAUGCAUAGAAAAACAGAGGUGAAGGAUAUCAUCACUGAUGCCAUUGACGAAAUGAGUGUUGAUGAUGAAAGGGAGGAAAACACAGAGGAUGAAGGUGAGACAAAGAAGGUAGACGAAGAGUGAAAGGGUUAGUUGUCUUUCAUCUCAUUUACCUCUUCAUGUGUGAAAUCCGUAGGGGUGAUUUACAAAAUGGGACUUGUUUGUACUUUGUUGUAUUAUGUAAUCAGUUAGGCUUCUUCCUCCGGCGUGUGUAGCUGUUAAGUUUCUAACUUAAUAUUCACAACUGAAUGAUUGGAUAUUUUGUGGAUUGGAUUUAAUAGGGAUGUUUGUAGUAAGGAUUAAAAUCUUAUUUGUCUUCUAUCUUUGCAUGUCUAAUGACAGUUAAUGCCAGAAA